Molecule: messenger RNA, 893 nt
Organism: Suillus paluster
Lineage: Eukaryota; Fungi; Basidiomycota; Agaricomycetes; Boletales; Suillaceae
Exons: 3
Coding region: 343-633 (96 amino acids)
Source: RefSeq, a predicted model, not a curated record
GCUUCCGCCUACGUAACAUAUUUUAUGCGUCUACUGAGGACCAAUCCCCACAAGUCCGGCAACUGACCAUGCAAUGGAAUAAUGUUGUCUCUCGCAUCCGCCUGCUGUCCUGACUUUUCCCGUUUUCUCCUGCUUCCGACCUCCAGAAGGCGGCAGAAGGUAGUCAAAUCAUUAUUGUCAAUGCGAGCAAGUAUAGCUGUGACGCCUUGAUCAUCACGAGCACCCAAGAUCCUAUCCACGUUCCACUUGAUAUUACACCUAGCGGAGGUCUCCGAGUUGUCAUCCGAGUUCCAAUCACUCACAGAGCGUGUCGGUUCUUCUGACCGUGGACUUGAAUUAUACAUGAUUGUCAGCAUCCUACGCACGCUUUGUAAUCGCGUCGUUGCCCCCAUAUUGUCCCGUGGCUCGCGCAUCUGGUGGUGUCCUACUGCGAAGUUCACGCUGCUUCUUCUACAUGCAGCGGGGCCGUAUGAGAAGAAGAAACAUAAUUUGUCUCACUUUUACCAUGUUUCUCAAGAUGCGUCGGUCCAGCAUUUUGUUGCCGUCGGUCAAGGAAUGCCGAAUCGAAAACAACCAUUCGAGUCUUCCUUCGCGAUGGGAGACGGUCCUCUCACCAUCAGGGACGUCAUCUGAUCUCGCUCGCAAAAUCCAGAAUUUGCAUUCUUAUCUGCUUGCCACGCUACUGUGGGCGAUGAAUCGAGCCCAGACGAGGCAAUCCAUCUUGCUGCAGCGAUGCAGUUCUUCGGAUUUCGUAGUGUAAUAGGUUCUAUGUGGUCUGUCGAUGAUGAAGUUGCAGGCCAGGUUGUUACUGCUUUUUACGACAGCCUGGUUGAUGGUUCGGGGAGAUUGGACUGUCGACGCGCUGCAGGUUGCGUUGCAUAAGGCUGUGAAGU